Molecule: messenger RNA, 3567 nt
Organism: Oryza brachyantha (malo sina)
Lineage: Eukaryota; Viridiplantae; Streptophyta; Magnoliopsida; Poales; Poaceae
Exons: 4
Coding region: 490-2964 (824 amino acids)
Source: RefSeq, a predicted model, not a curated record
CUCUCACACACGCAGACCGGACCACCGGAAACCAAGAACAGAACUACCCGAAAGGAAAAAAAAAGUCUUUAAUUUCCCACCUUUUUCUGUCGCAGAAAGAGGAGGGAAAAAAAAUUAUUCCGGAGGAGCGCCGGAGGAGCUGACCGCCUCGGCGGCAGGGAACCAGCGCCGCCGCCGGAGGGCCUCCUGCGUCGCGGUGGUGGUGGUGGUGGAGGAGGAGGAGAAGGUGGGGGUUGGGGGGAGGAAGCGCCGAAGCGGUUCUCCGUGGGAUCCUCGGUGAGAAGCUUCUAGAAGCUGUUCUCGGAGGCUGAGCGAGUGGGAGGGCAGGGCGAUCUAGGCGCGCGGAGGAGGCGCUGGGCAGGAGGGCUUGUAGAUGCCGGCGCCCUCCGGGAUUUGAAUGGAAGGCAGAUCUCGAGGGGGAGGGAAGUUUCUAGAAGCGGGGUGAGGCGAGCCGGGCGGUUAGGGGUUGGUCUGGUGGCCGGAGGAGCGAUGGCGGGGUGCUCGGAGUGGGGAGGGGGAGGAGAUGGGGAGGAGGCAUGCUGCGGCGUUGGGGAUACCUCGCCGGGGACCAUUGUGUGGGUGCGGCGGAGGAACGGGUCAUGGUGGCCCGGCAGGAUUCUGGGGCCCGACGAGCUGCCGCCGUCGCAGAUCAUGUCGCCAAGGUCCGGCACGCCGGUCAAGCUUCUUGGCCGUGAGGAUGCCAGCGUCGACUGGUACAACAUUGAAAAAUCAAAGCGUGUAAAAGCAUUUAGGUGUGGGGAAUUUGAUGCAUGUAUUGAGAAGGCAGAGGCUACUGAAGGAAAUUCUCUGAAGAAAAGAGAGAAGUAUGCACGUAGAGAAGAUGCUAUUCUUCAUGCUCUUGAAUUGGAGAAGAAGUUGCUUGCAUCGAAGAAUCAGGCUCAAGGUUCCAAACCUGCUAGUGUCCCUGUUUGCUCUAAACAUAACAAAGAUCUUGGAAGUACCCGCUACAAGAGCAAAAAGAGUAAGAAACGGAAGGGUAUAUCCACUUCUUCUGAUACAAAAAAAGAGGCUGAGCAAUAUUUUCCCCAUGCUGGCUCAAAGGGAAACUUUCUAGAUUCUCCUACUCGGGUCAUUUCUGACAAUCCAUUGGGUAAUCACUUGGGAGACAUCUCCCAUGUAAGACAUAUUCAGGCCGGAGCAAGUUUAGAGAGCAAGGAGAAAAUCACAACUGUGGAAAAGAUUAGAUCAGAUGGAAGUGAUUUUGAUGAAUCUAUUGAAAAAAGUGAUAAACGCCAAGCACUGGUUCAGAUUUUGCAGAGCAGUCCAAAAUUGCCUCAUCAGUCACAGCACAAUGAUGACUAUGGGGAUGUCCCAACUCAGGGAGAAAUGGAUCGAUCGCCUGCCAAUUACCGGGCUAAAAGAAGUAGAUAUGUAUUCUUACCCACUGAUUCUGGUGAUACUUACAGUCAUAGUGAUUUACCUUCCAUACAAGUGGCUUCCACAGGAGGUGAUUUUGAUACUGAAAGUUAUCUUCAUCAUCCUGCUUCUUUUUCUGAGGAGCAGACAUCUUCUGAUCUAGUUGAGAAGCACAUAUCUGAGUCUUCAGAGAGGGAAUGCUCUGAGAGUGAGACGGAAGAUGAUGCUGAGCUUUUACAAAGUUCAAAUUUGAUUCUGCAUCCAGCAUCAAAUGCCCAUGAUCCUUAUUUCCUUCCAGCUUCUGAAAAGUUCAGGCAUGUGGACAUUGAUGCUGAUGCUGAUGAGCUGACUUAUUCUUCUUAUAUGUGUCAAGUGAAUGAAUCAGAAGAGGAUGGCUCUUCUGAGCUGGGUGUCUCCCAAUGGCAUAUGAAAGGUAAACGUAAUAGCCGCAAUGCACCAAAGAGAUUGGAUACGACAGAUGGAUAUCCCUGGUUAGACAAAUCAGAUAGUUUCAUGGAUGGAUCUCUGUAUAAAACAAAUGGUAGAAAUUCUAGAAAAGGGAAUAUACAAAUUUCCAAUCAGCAAUUGCUUGGACAAAGUUCUUACCAAAUCAAAGAUGAGCUCAAUUAUGAUUCUGAUGAAACAGAUUUUUUUGAGGACACAGGCCAUUCAGAGGUUAACUUUUACCAUGGUAGAACAUAUUCUUCAUGUUUGAAGGCUACAAGAGAUUUUAGCCGAAGCUACAGUUAUUUUAGUGAUUAUGGAAAUGAUUCUUCCAAGAUUUCUCCCCUAAACAGGGAUUCGGAUAAGAUAUUUCAUGUUGAUCGGAAUGCAUACUGGGACGGAUCUUCAUUCUACCAAAAGUACAGUUCACGUCUUCGUGGCAUGGGUCCAAUGUUGUUUGAUGUUGACUUGAAGGUCCAGGCUAGCUACCAGGGAGAGCAUGUUCCUCUUGUGUCCUUAAUGAGCAGACUGAAUGGCAAAGCAAUUGUUGGGCAUCCUGUUCAAAUUGAAAUACUUGGAGAUGGUUCCACUGAUAACUUGGUUUCUUGUGGCAAUAUUAGUUUGGAAGGGAGAACUGGAGGUCAACCUGCUUGGUGUACAGGCAGGAGGACUGCCAUGCAAAGAAUUCCCCGAUCUAACCCUUCGGGGGCAUCAUUGGAUGGUGAUGAUGAAGGUAGUUUUGCAUAUCCAGACUCAGAGAUGAAACCAGGAUUUAGAAAAUACUCAGCCUCAAAUCAUCAGGUAAAGGUUGAUAAGAAAAGCACCUCAAAUGCUAGGAGGCCGUCAGCGUUUAAAUCUCAAAAGAAGGCAUCCAAGAAAGCAAGCCUGUCAAGUCAGAAGGUCCGAACCCUCUCUUCCAUUUCCACUGGAAAAAGGCAUCAUGGAGUAGGUGGUCAGGCAAAAGCACAUAGGCACAGUGGCAUUUUUGGUGGCUUGAUCAGAAUAGGAGGAGCAGUUCCACUUGUCACAUGUGUCCCUGCGAAGGUUGUGUUUACCAGGAUAUUGGAAGCUGUUGGCAGGCCACCUCUCGCUGUUGCUCACCGUGUUCGAAUGGCUAGUCCUGCCUUACGAGAUCCUUCAUAGGCGUCAACUGUGAUGUUAAAUAUCUCGUGUUAAUUUGCUAGCCUGGACCUGCAAUUUCGUGUACAUUCCCUGCUAAUCGAAGAUGUGGGUUUUCCAGUCAUUUGGGCUAAAGUCAGUAAAGAGAAAAUUGGCAUGGUUACUUCACUAUAACUUGGGAACAGCUGAUAACUAAUUAGCAGCGUGACAUGUAAAGAUCAACAGGGCUUGUAUAUUUCUAACUGGAGGUUGAGAGCCCUUAGGCUUUCAUCAUACAGUAGUGGAGCCAAUGACUUCCAUGGAAGGGAAAUUCUUUGCAGAUCAACUAGUGUUGGUAACUAUAAAAUGGCUUUUGGCAUAUCUGUCUCCUGUAAAGUACUAACUUCAGCAUUUUAGGAUGUCUAUUUUAGCUAAUCUUAUGCAUCAUCUCAUAGUCAAUAGUUCAUAGUUUCUCUGAUGUCAUGUAUAAUCCCUCAGUUAUAUUCAGAUUUGCCUGCUAUUUACUGUCCAAAGAAUUAAUAGUUUCUUCGACUGUAUGUUCUGUUUAUAAGCAUGUGUAGCAAUUCGAUGUAAUAUAUCAUAACUGUAACACCAGUUGAUGUUAACAAUGUAGUUUUUUUCUCUGUA